CAUCGAGGGCGUAGGCCCCGUCCAGUGGCAGCCGUCAUCGAUGACCCGAGGGAUUGGAUCAUGAGUCUUCACACGGUCCCGAUGGGGUUGGCUUGGACAAGAAACGAAUCACCUACACUAGUCAUGCCCAGUCGUACAUGCUCGAUAAGUCAGUACUUAGAGUUGAGGGGGGGGGGGGGGGGGGGUGGUUCCAAUGCUCCUCGUCAUCUCCUUCCCUUCCUUCCUUCGGUGGGCCAGGCCCGUGCGAACCAUUGAAGCUGCCUACAAGGACUAGACCGCCGGGUCGGGAAAGGCUCUUUUGCUUUCGGACUCCAGUAAUGAUUUUGGCCGGGCUGCAGAAUUAUGCAGACAAGCAGCAGUGCAGACAACGCAGUGCAGCCAGCACAUUGCCUCGCCACCCGGGUUGUGGUUGGCUGCCAGCCCCAACAGUUGCUAGUAUUAUUGUGUCCACUUUGUCAAUGGCUUGCCAUUGGCACUGUGGCAGUUCCAUUUGGGCAACCAUCUACUCCGUACCAUCUGGGCUUCCACUCCGAUCUUCUUUCAUCACCAUUCACUGUGAGCGAGUGUAUCUGCGAACCCUGCUCUGUAAUGCAGGCAAGGCCAAUGAGCGGAAGAUUGAUGCGGGCUGGGAUGGGAAAUAGCGAUUGCCCUACUUUGUUAGUGGCGGACGCCGUCUCCCGUCAUUCCCGUCAGUUGCUGUUCAGUCCCAAUACGGUGGACGGCGGGCCCGGGGUAUCGCAUCCACUCUUCUGCACCGCACUGACUGACGGGUGCUAACUUGCUAAACUUGAGGGUACCGUUUCCGG
This is a messenger RNA of Aspergillus brunneoviolaceus CBS 621.78, 806 nucleotides long. RefSeq lists its product as uncharacterized. Lineage: Eukaryota; Fungi; Ascomycota; Eurotiomycetes; Eurotiales; Aspergillaceae. The record is from RefSeq and is a predicted model, not a curated record. The transcript has a single exon. Bases 138 to 641 code for a protein of 167 amino acids.